CCCCCCCCCCGCCCGACUUUCACGCGUGAGCACCCAACCAUGUCCGCGGCCGAGAUCCGCAAGCUCGAGGCCGAACUUGAGGCGACGGCCACCGAAUUCGAUCGCGAAAAGGAGGUCGAGCGCAUCCUCAAAGCCUUUACCCACUCGCCGUACGAUGUGCUCGGGCUGCUGCCAUCGUCGCGACUGACGGACGCCGAGAUCCAGCGGCACUACCGGCGGGUGUCGCUGCUGGUGCAUCCGGAUAAGUGCUCCCACCCGAAGGCGCGCGAUGCCUUCCAGCGUUUGGAGAAGGCGCGCGGGGAGCUGCGCGAUGAGAACCGCAGCGCCUUCCUGGUGGGGCUGGUGCAGGACAUCGAGUCGCGCCUGGAGGCGGAUUUGCCGCCCGGGGCGCCGGUGCCUCCGGAGUCUGUGGCGCGCGAGUUGCGCCGGUACCUGGCCGAGGCGGCGCUGGCGCGCAUGGAACGCGAGCGCCGGGCCAAGGAGGAUGAGAAGCGCGAGCGCGAGGCCGUCGAGCGGGCCAAGGCCCAGCACCAGAAGGCCGCCACCCAGGCGGCCGUUUGGGAGGACGAGCGCGACGAGCGGGUGGCCAAUUGGCGCGCGUACCAGAACCACUCCAUGGCUCGGACCCGGGCGGCGCAGAAGUCCCGGACCGCGGCGGCGGCGGCCGCCGGCCCGGGGCGAGGCCUGGCCCCGGGCGGCAUUGGCCUUCGGCGCUUCCCCACCCUGCGGCCAGAGGCGGCCACCCGGCGCGACACGCAGCGCCAGCUGAACCGCGGCCCCACGAUGUCGGACCGUGCGGAUGACUGAGGGCAAAGGCAUGUGCCCGGAUGUGGCUGCGCUUCUCUUCGUGUUGGCCUUUUUUCUUCUUCUUCUUUUUCCCCUCCCAUCUCCUGCCCAUCCGGCUCUGCACACAGGGGCCCCUUGGUGGCUGCGCGGGUGGGAUAAUACCAUACAGUGCGAGUGUGUGACCCGAAGUAGCCCUGCCUCCUUGCUGCCUUUUUUUUUUUUUUUUCU
Messenger RNA from Fonticula alba, 1014 nucleotides. RefSeq lists its product as hypothetical. Bases 40 to 807 code for a protein of 255 amino acids. The transcript has 2 exons. The record is from RefSeq and is a predicted model, not a curated record. Lineage: Eukaryota; Rotosphaerida; Fonticulaceae.